GCGGCGACUCGUGCGGUAAAGUCGGCUUCUCUGUAACAAGUUCCUUGCGACAAUGAACCUUGUCGGCGUGGCGCGGAGGGCGGCUGGCUCGGCAGGAGGGGCCGGCCUCAGGCAGCUGGCGCGGGCGACGCCGACCUCCGCCUCGGGACGCCAGACUCACGCCGUCGCCGCCGCUCCUCCCUUCGAUGGCGAGAGGGUGAAGCCACGCCCCUUGUCUCAGGUCCCCGGCCCGCCCAUCUUCCCCCUGAUGGGCUCCAUUCCAGCCAUGAUGAUGUACAAAGAGUUCUACCAGCACAAAAUCCACCAAGUGUUCUUCAGGAUGAUCGACCAGUACGGCCCGAUAGUCCAGAUCAAGAUGCCGAACUGGUCGCGAGGCGUCCUCGUCACGCGCCCCGAGGACAAGGAAAUUGUGCUCAGAGCCACCAAGGAUAACCCUCUUAGGAAUGCCCUUCCCUCUCUCAAGAAAGUCAGGGACGAGGCGAUGGAAAAUUUCUUCGACAAGCAAGGCGGUCUGCUGACGGAGCAGGGCGACAAGUGGUGGCGCGUGCGCAGGGGCGUCCAGACGCCGAUGAUGAGACGCAAGAACGUCGAGGCUUAUUUGCCGGAGGUGGACGCCAUUACGCUGCAGUUCAUAGAGAGAAUGGCGUUUUUCCAGAAGGAGUUUGGAGAAAUGCCCGAAGACUUCCUGCAGGAGAUGUACAAGUGGGCGCUCGAGUCGGUGAGCGUGGUGGCACUGAGUCGGCGUCUGGGCUGCCUCGACCCCGCCCUCGCUCCGGACUCCGAGCCCUUGAAGAUCAUCCAGAUCGUCGGCGACCUCUUCAGGACCCUCAACGACUGCGAGUUCACCCCCUCGCGGUCGUCCCUUCUAGGAUGUACCCAGACUCCUCACCCUUCACCCUGGGUAGCGGUGGAGCGUGGUGGCGAAGGAGCUCGAGGAGAGGCGAGACGGGAGGAGUGGAGAUCGAGCGGAGCAUGCUCAUUCGCCCCCCCCCCCUCCCACAGGAUGGCCCUGACCAACAUCAGGGCCACGGAGGCGUCGCUGAAGGAGGCCCUGGAGAAGCCCGGGGCCGAGGAGAGGGAACUCACCCUGAUGGAACAGUUGCUCCUCAGGCCAGAGCUCAGCCACAAGGACGUCGUCACCUUGAUUCUGGAUAUGAUUUUCGCCGGUAUUGACACGACAUCCCACACCAUGGCCUUCGCACUCUACCUCCUGGCGAAGAACCCUGACGCCCAGAGGAAGCUUCAGCAGGAGGUGGAUCAGGUGCUGAAGGACAACCCUGAAACCCUGACCCCGGCUCACAUAGCGAAGUUGUCGUACACCAAGGCAGUCGUGAAGGAGAGCUUAAGAUUUUUCCCUGUGGCGAUGGGCUUCAUGAGAGAGCUCAGUUCCGAUGUUGUAUUGUCAGGAUAUCAGAUUCCUAAAGGAUCCGCAGUCUUCAUGCUGAAACUACGAGGACGCCCAGAAGAACACGGCCUUCCCUCGGCGCGUGAGUUCCUGCCGGAGCGCUGGCUUCGAGGGAACGACCUGGCCGCCUCCCACGCCUUCGCCCUCCUCCCCUUCGGCGCGGGGACCCGGAUGUGCGUUGGGCGGCGUCUCGCGGAGCAGGAAAUGUACGUCUUCUUGGCCAGGGUGAUGCAGAGAUACACAGUGAGCUACAUCUACGGCGAGAUGGACAGCACGAUGCAGCUCAUCCUGAAGCCGUCGCAGCCUCUGAGAUUUCGCUUCACGGAGCGGCGGGCGUGAGGGAGGAGGCCGGGCGGCGAGGGCGCGAAAGCCGGGGAUAGGCGGCCGUCAGUGUGGAAGGAAGUGAUGCGGGGGAAAAGCAAGAAGCAGUGAGCAUCAGGCAUGUAAAAGCAUUUCAUGU
This is a messenger RNA of Penaeus monodon (black tiger shrimp), 1865 nucleotides long. RefSeq names its product probable cytochrome P450 12a5, mitochondrial. The record is from RefSeq and is a predicted model, not a curated record. Gene Ontology annotation, cellular component: mitochondrial inner membrane. NCBI's taxonomy places the organism in Eukaryota, Metazoa, Arthropoda, Malacostraca, Decapoda, Penaeidae. Gene Ontology annotation, molecular function: monooxygenase activity; heme binding; oxidoreductase activity, acting on paired donors, with incorporation or reduction of molecular oxygen. Gene Ontology annotation, biological process: cortisol metabolic process; cholesterol metabolic process; glucocorticoid biosynthetic process.